This is a messenger RNA of Callorhinus ursinus (northern fur seal), 847 nucleotides long. RefSeq names its product F-box protein 27 (gene FBXO27). Gene Ontology annotation, cellular component: SCF ubiquitin ligase complex; cytoplasm. Gene Ontology annotation, biological process: ERAD pathway; SCF-dependent proteasomal ubiquitin-dependent protein catabolic process; glycoprotein catabolic process. Gene Ontology annotation, molecular function: ubiquitin protein ligase activity; protein binding. The record is from RefSeq and is a predicted model, not a curated record. Lineage: Eukaryota; Metazoa; Chordata; Mammalia; Carnivora; Otariidae.
AUGGGUGCCUCGGCCUCCCGGGGCCGGCCCGCCCGGGUCCCCGCGCCGGAGCCCGAACCCGAGGAGGCGCUGGACCUGAGCCAACUGCCACCGGAGCUGCUCCUGGUGGUGCUGAGCCACGUGCCCCCGCGCACCCUGCUGGGGUGCUGCCGCCGGGUGUGCCGGGGCUGGCGCGCCCUGGUGGACUGCCAGGCCCUGUGGCUGCUCAUCCUGGCCCGGGACCACGGCGUCCUGCUGCCGCUCGCCCGCAGCUGCCUGCCCCCAGCCCGCGACGGCAGGCCCAGCCUCCUGGGCCGCUUCUGCGAGCGCCGACCGAUCGGACGCAACCUCAUCCGCAACCCCUGCGGCCAGGAAGGCCUCCGGAAAUGGAUGGUGCAGCACGGUGGGGACGGCUGGGUGGUGGAGGGAAACAGGUCAACGGUGCCCGGGGCCCCCUCGCAGACCUGCUUCGUGUCUUCUUUCAGCUGGUGUCGCAAAAAGCAGGUGUUGGACCUGGAGGAGGAGGGUUUGUGGCCAGAGCUGCUAGAUAGUGGCAAGAUUGAGAUUUGUGUCUCUGAUUGGUGGGGAGCCCGACACGACAGUGGCUGUAUGUACCGACUCCUUGUCCAACUUCUAGAUGCCAACCAGACUGUCCUGGAUAAAUUCUCUGCUAUGCCUGUCCCCAUCCAGCAGUGGAACAACAAUGUCUGCUUUCAGGUCACCCACGUGUUCUCCAACAUCAAGAUGGGCGUCCGCUUUGUGUCUUUCGAACACUGGGGCCAGGACACACAGUUCUGGGCUGGUCACUAUGGAGCCCGUGUGACCAACUCCAGUGUGGUCGUGCGGGCCCGGUUGUCUUAGUUGAGGG